Motacilla alba alba is the source of this 4102-nucleotide messenger RNA. It is a transcript of the gene PODXL, whose product is annotated as podocalyxin like. The coding region runs from base 54 to 1784 and encodes 576 amino acids. NCBI's taxonomy places the organism in Eukaryota, Metazoa, Chordata, Aves, Passeriformes, Motacillidae. The transcript is spliced from 9 exons. The record is from RefSeq and is a predicted model, not a curated record. Gene Ontology annotation, cellular component: microvillus membrane; apical plasma membrane. Gene Ontology annotation, biological process: negative regulation of cell-cell adhesion; positive regulation of cell-cell adhesion mediated by integrin; cell migration.
CCCGCCGGGAGAGAGCGCCGGGAGCCGCGCCGGGACGGCCGCGCCGAGGCACCAUGCGGGCUGCGGGGCUGCUGCCGCUGCUGCCGCUGCUGCUGCUCGGUGUCAGCUCUCAGGAUGAUACAGCCCCAGAACAAGCCCCGGCCACCACAAGCACAGAAGCCUCCUCGUCGACCCCACCUGCAAGCGCUAGAGAGACCUCACCAACCACCUCUGCACCAUCAUCUACCACAGUGCAAGCCAACACCAUCACCACGGCUCAGACCACUGGGGCAGCACCCAGCCCUGCUCAAAGCAUCCCCACCACAACCAACCCGGGGACACCUCUGUCCCCCAGUACCGCGUCACCUCCCACAGAGGCAGGGUCCACUCUGGCAACAUCGGAGGCCACGUCGCCUUCCACCACCGCCCCAUCCCAGACGUCUGGGCAGGACAGCUCCUCACACAGCACCCCCGACCCCAAAACCGCCUCUGCUGAAAGCCCCAGUGCUUCACAGCAGACCGAUACUACAGCUAGUUCGGGAAGCUCGGGCACCACUGCUGCUGCAAAAUCUGCCAUCACUAAUGCUACCAGUCCUCCAGGAGCUGUAGGGGCUGUUGACACAUCCUCUCCCUCCACAGAGCCUCAGGGAAAGCCACCUUUGGCUCAUUUGCCUAACACCAGUGAGAGCACCACAGUGCCGAGUAUUGACCCUUCCCAAAGCUCCAAGGAGUAUGUUGUCUCUUCUUCACAAAAUGCCACCAAAGAGCCUCCUUCUUCUUCCAGUUCUCCAGCCCAGGGAUCAAUCCCUUCCACCAGUCCUGGAAGCACCAAAAGUUCUGUUGCCUCUCCGACUGGAUCCUCGUCCCUCGCCACCACUCCGAUGUCAAAAGCUGGCAGCAAAGACACAGUCCCAGAGGCAGCCACCACGACAGCUUCUGGGGCAGACCAGAGUACCCAGGACGUUGGAUCCACAUCAUCCAAACCUGCCAGUGCCUCCCAGAGCCCUGACGGUGCCCACCCUCCAGCCCCGGGGAACCAGACAGACCAGGCAGGGAGCUGCACUUCUGGCCAGACACACCCCAACAUUUCUUCCGACAGUGAGCUCAUCUGUUGUGAAAGGGUGCAACAUACCAGGCCCACCAUUCACCUGAAAGAACCCAGAACAUGUGAUAAGUGGAAGGCUGCCAGCAAGAACAACUCCUUCUUUGAGAGUUUCUGCUCCACGGCCCAGCACGUGUUUGAUGCCAGCAGGGACUGGUGCACGGUGAUGCUGACGGCCAGCGAGAGCCCAUCCCACCACUGGGCUGUGCGCGUGAUCCUGCACCUUCCCUUGGACUCAGGAGAAGUCCUCAUGGAGCUGAAGGAGAAGAAGGACAGCUUAGAGGAGCUCGGCAUCGUCAACAUCACCUCUGACAAAAUGGUGGAGGACAUGACCAUCAACGACGAGUUCAGCACGCCCCUGAUCAUCACCAUCAUCACCCUGGCCGGGUCCCUGCUGCUCGUCGCGGCCAUCUACGGCUGCCACCAGCGCUUCUCCCAAAAGAAGGACCAGAACAUCCACCCUGAUGUCCCCGGGUUUGAUGAUGGACAUGUGGCCCUGAUCUUUAAUCAGCGCCUGACCGAGGAGAUGCAGACCAUGGAGAAUGGCUACCACGACAACCCCACGCUGGAGGUGAUGGAGACCUCCUCCGAAAUGCAGGAGAAGAAGGUGAACCUCAACGGGGAGCUGGGGGACAGCUGGAUCGUUCCUCUGGACACCCUCAUGAAGGAGGACCUGGAGGAAGAGGAGGACACGCAUUUAUAGGAUGCAGAACUUGAUCAAGAGAAAAACAACCACUUCCCCCCCAAAAAAAACCCCACAAACCCUACACACACGCACACAGAGCUCCAAAAUAAGGCAAAAUUCCCCCCCAAAAAGCAGAAAAUCCUUUAAUGAACUAAUCAUGGCCCCUUGUGGCACCACAUGGGGUGCAGGAUGGAAGAGGAAAGGACAUGAGAAGACACCUCUGGGGCACAACAACAUAAGCCACUUUGGUGGCCACAUCUGGCCAAGCAUCCUCCAACUCCCAUCACCUCCCACGCCAGACCUGACCAGCCAUGGGCAAACAGGGUGGCUUUGCUCCUGAAGAGCUGCUGGUGUCUCCUCCAAGCAUGUCCCCUCCCAUCCCACAUCUGACCACGCCAACCCCAUCCUCCAGCUACCGAGCGACAAAAAAAAUCAAGAGAAAUAAAAUAAAUAGGACGGGAGAUGGAGUGCAUCUGACAGCAAAGCAGCACCUGGCAAUUACAGCUCGACAAAUCCUCUGGCCCACGCUGUUUAGUCAUCACCCUGCCCUCCCUGACACCCAGGUAGUGAAUGAAAAAAGAUGCAACAGCCUGUUCCUUUUUAAUCCAGUUUCCAGCCUCUCCUCAGAGCUGAAGCGCACAAGAGCCCCUCAUUGUGCCAUAAGCAAAUGGAUGCAUCUGGAGCCAGUGGGAUGGCAGGGAUGCAGCAGUGCCAAGUGAUGCUCAGCCCCCUUGCCAAGGGCUGAGGAACAGGUCCUGCACCCACCUGGAGACUGAGAGAGGUGCAGCAGCUUCUUGUUUUAAAAGGAUGAGAUGAAGGGAGAGGAAAAGGAGGAAUUCCUUGAGUUCAUCCUCUUUAGGAAGGGUGUGGAGAGCAAGAGCGAUGCCUGGUCUCUAGCCCAGGCGUGAUGAUGGGGGUUUUGCGGUGCAGGAGCCCAGCUCUGGUGCUGCAUUUCCCUCUGGAAGGAUCACUUGCCUUCCAGGAAUUACACAGCAGCAUCUGACAGCCCUCAUCCAUCCUCCACGAGACUGUGGGACACACACACCACGAUGGUUUGUGACUUUUGAGGGCUCAUUUUCCUGCAUGAGCAGCAGAAGAGGUAGAUGAGCAGCAGAACGUGAGCCAGGGAGAUCCGUGGCAUUCAGGUGGCCUUGGUGAUUCACGCCCUCAAGGUUUGAAAGCUCAGCCUCAAGCUCUUCUUCACAAGCCACUAAAACAACAGAGACCUGCAAAGCAACUUCCAGCUCAGCAGUGAAGCUGGGACUGAGCUUUGUCCUGCAGCCCUUGGUCUGUCACCCAGGUCUCCCUUUGCUGAAGCCUUUAAAGGGGAGAAGAAAAACAUGGCUGGACUGAUGCCAUUUCUGGAUUUUGACUCCCCACAACAGCUCCUAAAUGGCUCUAAAAGGCUGGGGAGAGUUUCAUGCCUUUGCUCUGGUGAAGCAGCUCAGUCCUGGCAGAGGCAGGGAUCAUCCUCCAGCUGGGGUCCAUCCUCCAGCACACGAGGACCAGAAGGUGACUUGGCUGAGUCCCUCUCCCAGAGUGAGGACAGUGCUUGUCCCAAACCCUCUGCAAACCAGAGGAGCUGCAGAUCAGAGCGAUGCCCACGCACAGCCCUUCUCCUCUGCUUGCCAUAAACCAAGGCACAAUGGGGAGAGUUCCUCUGGGCUCUGCCAAAAGUCAACUCAACUGGGAUCUGCUCCCAUGGCUGCCCUGAAUGAGGGGAAAAGCAGAGCCAAGCAAUGGGAAGCUUGGAGAAACCCUGGUGGAGUUGGGAGUACUCAGGAAGGAGGGGAUUGGGGUGUUUUGCUCAGCCCCAGGACAGGCACUGGCAGAAGACACAAGUGGCUCUUCCCCCUUCUGUCUUGCACUGAAGGGCAGAGUCUGAAGUGUUCAAACCUUUCUAUUUUUGUAUGUAAAUAUUCCUGCUAUUCAUUAGCAAUGUAUUCUGCACACUUCACUUACCUGUGCACUGCACUAUGGGGAAGUAAUUUUGGAGGGGAGGGGAAAUAACAAAUAAAAUAAAUUUUAAAAAAAUUUAAAAUCUUAAAAAAUAAAAAAAAAAAAAGAAAAGAAAAAGCUAAAGGCCAGCCUGGUAGGAGAUAAAAAUUUGACAUGAAGCAGAAAAACACCUCUUGCCCAGGUAACUUUGUGCCACAGCUUUGCCUCUGUUCUGGCAGCAUCAAGUUCAGCUCUUCACCACAGCCACGAGUCUCAGAGAAUGGGCCUCGGCAUCCACAACUGCUCUUGUGAGCAGUGUGGCCUCCCGGCUGCCCUGACAGACAAGCAGCAGGUCCAUGACCUCACAUUUCUGUCCUUCCCAGAAAACAAACACAGGG